Messenger RNA from Symbiodinium sp. CCMP2592, 2742 nucleotides. NCBI's taxonomy places the organism in Eukaryota, Dinophyceae, Suessiales, Symbiodiniaceae. The record is from the annotation of a GenBank genome assembly.
AUGCCAGAGUUGACAGACCCGAAGCAGAUGAGAGAAGCGACAAGGUCGUACUUGGGCAAGAAAGAAGCUUACGGGCCUCUCUUGGAGAAGCAGGAAGCCAAGACAGUGUCUGGUGGCACGGUGGCUUUUUGGCUGGUGAAUGUUUUCAGCUUGCUGGAUGGGAUUUGCCGUGCCGGUGGUGCUUUCUACGAUUUGCUUCGGAGCUGUGCAGAGAAAGCCGGCGGAAGAGCACUCCGAUUCGCGAUCUACUCAGACGAGGUAAUCCCAGGCAAUGUCCUUGCAGCCCGAACCUCGAGGAAGAGCUGGUGCAUCUAUCUCUCAUGCAUAGACUUCCCUGCUCAAGUGCUUGCGAUGGAAGAGGCCUGGCUCACCAUCGCACUGCUCAGGAGCUCUUUUGUGGCCUCGCUGGAGGGAAGCAUCAGCCAGAUCUUCAAAAUCAUCUUUCGCAGUAUCUUCUUGCACUCUAAGCAUGACCCGGCGGCAGGUGUUUGGAUGCAGGGGCCGAAGGGCGGGUUUCAUUUGUCAUUCGAGCCAAGCAUGGUAAUACAAGACGGGGCAGCUCACAAAUUCGCUUGGAGUGUGAAAGGUGACUCGGGUUCGAAGUAUUGUUUGUUGUGUGGCAAUCAGCGAGCCGACAAUCGCAACGAAGAGAAGAUCCCCAAGCAUGCACAUGCUGCCUUGCAUUUGGUUUCGGAUGACGAUAUUUGGGAUUCUUGGUCGAGGCUCGCCGACCUGAAGGGCCGGUGUUCAGCCAAAGACUUUGGCAUGUGGCAGCAAGCCACUGGGUGGACCUUCAACACAGAAAGCAUUUUUUUUUUUUUUUUGCUGAGGAGGGUGGUCAAACCAGCAACAAUGUUCGUGCACGAUUGGAUGCAUUGCUGCUUGAGUAAUGGAACAUUGAAUGAUGCGACCUGGUUACUUCUCAGUGCCACGAAGGACCAUGGCUUCAAGGAUGUUUUUGCCACUCUGGAGAAAUACGUGGAUCUGUGGACACAGCCGGCUUCCUUCGCACACGUCAAGCUGAAGCAAGUCUUCGAGAACAAGCGGAUGAAAUCCUGUAGAGAAGCGGGGAAGUUCAAAACGACAGCUUCCGAAAUGCUCAGUUUGCUGCCGGUCCUCGCCUUUUUCGUCCGAACCUGCAUCGUUGACAAAGGCUUCCUACCAUCCGAGUGCGAAGCUUUUUUGCAGAUGUGCCUUAUGGUGGAACUAUUGCAGGCCGCCUGUCAUGGGCAUGGUUGUGUGAUUCCAUCCAUGUUGCGAGAGGCCGCCGACAAGUGCAUGAGCUCUUGGUUCGAAACGGGCUGGGGGGAGCACGUAACCCGCAAGAUGCACUGGUUGCUGCAUAUGGGUGACCACUAUGAAAAGCACAAGAGGCUGCCUGCUACAUUCAGCAUGGAGCGGAAGCACAGGACAAUCACCAGAUAUGCAGCAUCCAUCCAGAACACCAGCACCUUCGAGCGAUCCCUCUACGAGGAAGUGCUUGCCCAUGAGCUGUGGCACUUGGAGAAGCUGCCCGAGUUUCCGGUCGCCCUCGCUCUGGAAAACCCACGGCAGAAGCCCCCCCCCAAGCUGAGGGAUCUGGUGCUCCAGAGCUUCCCACAAGUCUCCAAAGAUGAGAUGAAGAUCGCAACGAUCCUACGGCUUCCUGGUGGUGGGUUGGCAAGCAAGGCAGACGUGUGUUUGCUGCAGGCAGACAAAGGGCGGGACCCUCCUUGGGAUUGUGCCGAAGUUUUUUGCCAUGUUUCCGUGCAAGGCACAUUGUGGUCCGUGGUCUCCCUUUGGAGCUUGCAGGAGUACAACAAGGACAAGCACUGUGCAGUGUGGACCGAGAUGGAGCAGCCUGUGAUUAUCGAGAGCAAAGACAUCCUGACAGCGGCCCACGGACUUAUGCGUUCCCCGACCUUGCCUUUUGCCGUUAAACUUGCGUGGUUCACCGGCCGGGUGCUGCCCGCUGCCUACUCCAGCCUUUCGACUGCCCUCGUGACCUCAGGGCGGGUUUGGUCGAUCUAUCAGGGCUUUUUCGACCGCUGCCAACGGGCCCUGGUCUCCUCGUGGCAGGUCUCCCAUCAUCUUACCCGCGAAGCCUUGGACAUUUUGGUCCAAGCGACGACACCUGCUGCUGCUGUGGUAGUUGCCAGAGCACGCCUAACUGUGCAGAUUGCCACCUCAGCACCCCCGGCCGUCCUUGACUUGGUCGAAGCCUGUUGUGAACGGGAUCUCCCAUGGACCAACCUCCUGCGAGACUCUCUCACCCAAGUGGGUCGGUUGUCGGGUCUUACUGAAGCCCAGCUCCAGGACAGCCCCAUGCGUGUUGCGCGUGCUCACUGCCGGCUCCUUCGGGGAGCUUGCAAACGCAUGGGCCGUUACGGCUCCUGCCUGAUGGCCUUUCAGAGGGUCUGGCGGACCAGGGCCACCCACACUUCCACCGGCACCAUCGGUACCCCACAGCCUGUCUCCUGCCCUGAAUGCGGUUGGACCGGACGGUCACAACAGGCGCUUGCGGCCCAUCGCCACCGCAAGCAUGGGAUCCUGGCCCGGGCCACGGCCCUUUGUGAUGGUACGACUUGCAGUUGGUGCUUGCGAGACUUCCAUUCGUCGGACCGCCUCAAGUACCACAUCUCCACUACCCCUGCCUGCCGCUUGUCCUUGGAGAUUUCUGUCGGACCGCAUCACACCUACGGCUCUGGGUCCAAGCGUCGGGGCCCACAACAACAUCGCUUUGGCGCUCUGGGGGUUACCUAA